AUGGGGGAGCAUCCUGCACACUGGAGGGACAGCCUGAUGGGUUGGGACUUCUGGCAAGACGCGACCCAGUAUGAAGACAACAUCAGCAAAGAGCUGGACAUCGCCCUGGACCUGGAUCUACCAAAGCGCUUCCCUUUCAAUCUGGGCGACGAGGAAGCUCCUACUAAGGGACGCCGUCGCCUAAGCAUGUCAGACGUCAAACCACCUGGUGUCCGGCGUCACUCUUCGCUGACAACGAGAGCAUCUCGGUUCUGGGACACGGAACACCGUGCACGAUCUCCAUCACCCUGCAGAAUGGCACCACCCCCAAUGAAUCCUUUUGCCUCUCGAAUUUCAGCGCCUGGGAGUCCUCCUGCACCUCGACAAGGACGGUUGCGGCCAGUCAAACCACCUGAACUUCCACCAGGAAUCACCAUCGAGACCCGUGGAGUAUCGCGUUCGCCGCCCCCCUCACUUUCUUACCGAACUGAACCCCCUGUGGACGAUUUUGCAACGGCAGCAAAGCCAUUUAUCGGUUUUCCUGGUGGCUCGACCUGGGCGGAUUUGCCCCAGCACAAGAAGACACUGGGCUUAGACCUGUUCCGGCCGUGUCCAACGGAACUUGAUGAAUUGGCCUGUUUGGGUAUCGAGGAAAUGAGACCGAUAUGCCAGUUCCGCCACCUACGCUCACUGACAAUCACGGGCAUGCUGCAGUCGUAUCAAUCCUACAUCUGGCAGGUGGCCUGGCUCAACUUUGACCUCGAGGAGCUGCACCUUGAGAUGUCACUGGAACCUAAGGUCCACAGUGCCAUACAUGCCGCGCAGUGGAAGCCGAUUCAAGAUGGAUGGGAGAUGGACAAGAGAUACUCGGCAGAACCAGUGUACCAUGGUCAUCUUGGCGACGGCGAGCUUCACCCAGACAUUGGCUGCGGCGAGUACCUUGACAAGCACAGCAUUGAAAAGGCCAAGAUUCUGGCUAUGGCUACGAGCCGGGCGUGCAAGCGCCUCAGUAUCAAGAACCUGACUCUCUCUGGCUUCGUCAUCGACGCUGACCCCUUCCUGCAUUGGUUUGAUCCCGAACAGCUGCUGACCAUCAGGUUCCUUGGUCAAUGCCUGGAUGCCGGGUUCUGGCUGCCGCAGGCCAUGAAGGUAUCUUUGCGGUGCCCGAGGAAGAUGGAGCCGGGGAUUGUUUCUGUUGGGAUGAUCCCGGUUGAUCUGCAGAAGGACCUGAAGGUAGUGAGCGUGAAUGAGGGAUGGCUGCAGGGCAGAGUUCACCUCCUGGACCUGAUGCUGGAAUGA
Penicillium canariense is the source of this 1278-nucleotide messenger RNA. RefSeq lists its product as uncharacterized. Lineage: Eukaryota; Fungi; Ascomycota; Eurotiomycetes; Eurotiales; Aspergillaceae. The record is from RefSeq and is a predicted model, not a curated record. The transcript is spliced from 3 exons. The coding region runs from base 1 to 1278 and encodes 425 amino acids.